AUGUCAGGCGUCUCAUCAGGAUCGCCGACGCUCCCGCCCAAUGCAGAGCGGAUGCCACAGACGCCGCAGCUGCAUGCUCUCCUCACGAUCAUUCGUGACAAGAACACACAGCGCUCCGACUUUAUCUUCUACUCGGACCGAAUUAUUCGGCUCUUAGUCGAAGAGGGUCUGAAUCAUUUGCCUGUGUUCGAGCACACGGUCAACACGCCGACGGGCGUACCAUACCGUGGCGUUGCAUUUCAGGGCCGGAUAUGUGGUGUGUCAAUACUCAGGGCCGGUGAAGCUAUGGAGGCGGGUCUCCGAGAGUGCUGUCGCAGUGUGCGCAUAGGCAAGAUUCUGAUCCAGCGCGACGAAGAUACCGCCAAGCCGAAGCUAUUUUACGCCAAGUUGCCAGAAGAUAUUGCGGAUCGCUGGGUCCUUCUUCUUGAUCCGAUGCUGGCAACGGGCGGAUCGGCCAUCCAGGCGAUGCAGGUGUUGGUGGAUCACGGCGUCCAGCCCAGCAAGAUUUUGUUCCUCAACAUGAUUGCGAGCCCUGAGGGUCUUCACAAUGUGUGGAAGGCAUUCCCAGACGUGCGUGUAAUUUCGGCCUGGGUUGAUACCAAGCUAUCUGACCGCAAUUAUAUUCUUCCAGGUCUGGGUGAUUACGGUGAUCGGUACUAUAGCGGCUAG
Messenger RNA from Malassezia restricta, 669 nucleotides. Its product is annotated as uracil phosphoribosyltransferase. The record is from RefSeq and is a predicted model, not a curated record. The transcript has a single exon. The coding region runs from base 1 to 669 and encodes 222 amino acids. Lineage: Eukaryota; Fungi; Basidiomycota; Malasseziomycetes; Malasseziales; Malasseziaceae.